Molecule: messenger RNA, 5199 nt
Organism: Penicillium alfredii
Lineage: Eukaryota; Fungi; Ascomycota; Eurotiomycetes; Eurotiales; Aspergillaceae
Product: DNA-directed RNA polymerase II subunit RPB1
Exons: 5
Coding region: 1-5199 (1732 amino acids)
Biological process (GO): transcription by RNA polymerase II
Cellular component (GO): RNA polymerase II, core complex
Molecular function (GO): DNA binding
Source: RefSeq, a predicted model, not a curated record
AUGUCGAACGUUUUCUUCCCUUACUCCAAGGCGCCUUUGCGCACCAUCAAGGAGAUCCAGUUCGGCCUUUUCGCGCCCGAGGAAAUUAAGCGCAUGAGUGUGGUCCAUGUGGAAUAUCCUGAGACACUGGACGAACAACGUCAGCGCCCCCGGACCAAGGGUAUCAACGACCCACGCCUCGGAACAAUCGACCGUCAGUACAACUGUGAGACUUGUGAGGAGGGACCGAAGGAAUGCCCCGGACACUUCGGCCACAUUGAACUCGCGUCUCCGGUCUAUCACAUUGGUUUCUUGACUAAGAUCAAGAAGCUGUUGGAGACUGUGUGCCACAACUGUGGAAAGAUCAAGGCCAACACGGCCGAUUCCAAGUUUCUCGAAGCUCUUCGCAUGCGAGACCCGAAGCGGCGCUUUGACCACAUCUGGAGACUCUCCAAAGACGUGCUGGUCUGUGAAGCCGACCCCCCUGCGGAUGACGAAGAAUAUGCCAAGGAGUCUCAGAAAGGACCCUCUCAUGGUGGAUGCGGAAACGCCCAGCCCACGGUUCGAAAGGAAGGCAUAACUCUAGUUGGGACGUGGAAGCCCAGCAAGAGCAUGAUGGAAGAUGAGAUGGCACAGCCGGAGAAAAAGGUUAUCACGCCUGCAAUGGCUCUGAACAUCUUCCGCAACAUCUCCCAUGAAGAUGUCCGCAUUAUGGGUUUGAGCAACGACUACGCCCGUCCUGAAUGGAUGGUGCUUACGGUUUUGCCCGUCCCACCCCCCACCGUUCGACCCAGUGUCAUGAUGGGAGCCACUAGUGGGGCCCGCGGUGAGGAUGACCUGACUUACAAGUUGGCGGAAAUCGUGCGCGCAAACCAGAACGUCCAACGCUGUGAGCAAGAGGGUGCCCCGGAACACGUCAUCCGCGAGUUCGAGUCUCUGCUGCAGUACCACAUCGCCACUUACAUGGACAACGAUAUUGCUGGUCAGCCCAAGGCUAUGCAAAAGGGAAACAGACCCGUUAAGGCUUUGCGCAGCCGUCUUAAGGGCAAGGAAGGUCGUUUGCGUCAAAACUUGAUGGGCAAGCGUGUCGACUUUUCCGCCCGUACCGUCAUCACGGGUGACCCGAACCUUUCGCUUGAUGAGGUUGGUGUGCCGGUCUCCACCGCCAAGGUCUUGACCUAUCCAGAGGUGGUUACUCCGUACAACAUCGAGCAUCUUCAGUGGUUGGUUUCAAAUGGUCCCAGCAUGCACCCUGGUGCCAGGUACAUCGUUCGUGACAAUGGUGAGCGUAUUGACCUUCGUCAUGCAAAGCGUGCUGGCACUCAGCAGCUACUGUACGGAUGGAAGGUGGAGCGCCACAUCGACGAUGGCGAUGUCAUUCUGUUUAACCGGCAGCCUUCGCUUCACAAGGAAUCUAUGAUGGGUCACCAUGUCCGUGUCAUGCCCUUCUCGACCUUCCGGUUGAAUUUGUCUGUCACGACUCCUUACAACGCUGAUUUCGAUGGUGACGAGAUGAACUUGCACGUCCCACAGAGUGAAGAGGCUCGGGCUGAACUGUCGGAGCUUGCUCUUGUGCCCAAGAACAUCGUCUCUCCUCAGCGCAACGGUCCCCUCAUGGGUAUUGUGCAGGAUACUCUCUGUGGUAUCUACAAGAUCUGCCGCCGGGAUGUUUUCCUUUCCAAGGACCAGGUCAUGAACCUCAUGCUUUGGGUCCCGGGCUGGGAUGGUGUCAUUCCACCCCCGGCUAUCAUGAAGCCCCGUCCACGGUGGACUGGAAAGCAAAUGAUCAGCAUGGCCUUCCCCUCUGGUCUCAAUCUUUUGCGUGUUGACAAGGACAGCUCGCCACUCUCUGAGAAGUUCAGCCCCCUCACGGACGGCGGCCUUCUCAUUCACGGUGGUCAGCUCAUGUACGGCAUGCUCUCCAAGAAGACUGUUGGUGCCAGUGGUGGGGGUGUCAUUCACACUAUCUUCAAUGAGUAUGGCCCGGACACCGCCGUCAAGUUCUUCAACGGCGCCCAGACCAUUGUCAACCACUGGUUGUUGCACAACGGUUUUAGUAUCGGUAUUGGUGACACGAUUCCCGAUUAUAACACUAUCCAGAAGAUUGAAGAGGCUGUUCGGGAGCGGAAGAAGGAGGUUGAGUCGAUCACCGUCAGCGCCACUGACAGCACCUUGGAGCCGUUGCCUGGUAUGAACGUGCGUGAGACUUUCGAGAGCAAGGUCUCCCGGGCUCUCAACAACGCCCGUGAUGAAGCCGGUGCCGCGACCGAGAAGAGUUUGAAGGACAUCAACAAUGCCAUUCAAAUGGCGCGCUCCGGUUCCAAGGGCUCUACUAUCAACAUUUCUCAAAUGACCGCAGUCGUGGGCCAGCAGUCGGUGGAAGGCAAGCGUAUUCCGUUUGGCUUCAAGUAUCGAACUUUGCCGCACUUCACCAAAGAUGACUAUUCUCCCGAGUCGCGUGGAUUCGUCGAGAACUCUUACCUUCGUGGCUUGACCCCGACCGAGUUCUUCUUCCACGCCAUGGCUGGUCGAGAAGGUUUGAUCGAUACCGCCGUGAAGACAGCCGAAACUGGUUACAUUCAGCGUAAGCUUGUAAAGGCUCUCGAAGAAGUCAUGGUCAAGUAUGAUGGCACUGUCCGCAAUUCCCUGGGCGACAUUAUCCAGUUCAUUUACGGAGAGGAUGGUCUGGAUGGCGCACACAUCGAGAACCAGCGGGUCGACAUCAUUCGAUGCUCCGAUGACAAGUUCAGGGAUCGCUUCCGUGUCGACGUUAUGGACCCCGAGCGAACUCUCGGCCCCGAGGUCUUGGAACAGGCCAACGAAAUUGCGGGUGACAUGGAGGUCCAGCGAUACUUCGACGAGGAAUGGGAGGCGCUCCUCAAGGACCGUGCUUUCCUCCGAACCGUGGCCAAGGAAGACGAAGAGAUGAUGCAGCUGCCCAUUAACGUGCAGCGAAUCCUGGAAAUGGCACGCACGACCUUCCGCAUUCGCGAGGGUACCAUCAGUGACCUGCACCCUGCCGAGGUCAUUCCUCAAGUUCAGGCACUUUUGGACCGUCUGUUGGUUGUUCGUGGUAACGAUGUCAUCUCGCAAGAGGCCCAAGAGAAUGCAACUCUGCUGUUCAAGGCUCAGCUACGCAGUCGCCUUGCCUUCCGUCGCCUUGUCACGGAUUACUCGCUCAACAAACUUGCUUUCCAAAAUGUUAUUGGUGCUAUCGAGAGCCGAUUCGCUCAUGCAGCGGCUAAUCCUGGAGAAAUGGUUGGUGUCCUUGCCGCUCAGUCCAUUGGUGAACCCGCCACUCAGAUGACGUUGAACACCUUCCACUUUGCUGGUGUGUCUUCUAAGAACGUCACUCUUGGUGUGCCGCGUCUCAAGGAGAUUCUCAAUGUGGCCACCAACAUCAAAACGCCCUCUAUGACUGUGUACCAGGAGGCCCACAAGUCGGGAGACAAGGAGGGUGCGAAACAGUUGCGAAGCGUUGUUGAGCAUACCAGCUUGCGGUCCGUUACGGAGGCGACUGAGAUCUACUAUGACCCUGACAUCCAGACCACCGUUAUUGAGAAUGACCGGGACAUGGUUGAAUCAUACUUCAUCAUUCCCGAAGACGCUGGCGAUGACGUGGCUCACCAGUCCAAGUGGCUGCUUCGUAUCGUCCUCAGCCGACCCAAGCUUCUUGACAAGGGUCUGACGGUGCAGGAAGUUGCCAGCAAGAUCAAGCAGGCGUACCCUCGGGACAUUGCCGUCAUCUUCAGUGACAACAACGCCGAUGAGCAGGUUAUCCGUAUUCGCCAGAUCCAAGACUACAAGGAUGAUGAAGACGACGAUGUGGAAUAUGACGUGACGCUGAAGAAGCUUGAACAGCACCUCCUGGACACCCUGACUCUUCGUGGUGUCCCUGGCGUUGAACGUGCAUUCAUCAACGAGAAGAGCAAGGUUCGUGUUCUCGAGGAUGGGACGCUCUUCACGAGCAAGUCCGACCCUCUCUGCAAGGAAUGGGUUCUUGAAACCAGUGGUUCUUCUCUUGGUGCGGUGCUCGCCAUUCCUGGCGUCGAUUCUACGCGCACAUACUCCAACCAGUUCAUCGAAAUUUUCGAAGUCUUUGGUAUAGAGGCUGCGCGUACUGCAGUGCUCCGUGAGCUAACCCAGGUGCUUGCCUUUGAUGGUUCGUAUGUCAACCACCGACACUUGGCCCUCCUGGUCGAUGUCAUGACCGUGCGCGGCUACCUCACUCCCGUUACUCGCCAUGGUAUCAACCGUGCCGACAACGGUGCGCUCAUGCGUUGCUCGUUCGAAGAAACUGUGGAGAUUUUGCUGGAGGCUGCUGCUUUCGGAGAGCUCGACGACUGCCGUGGGGUGUCGGAGAACUUGAUCCUUGGCCAGAUGGCGCCCGCAGGAACGGGAGAGUUCGACGUCUACCUGGACCAGAGUCUGCUGAACACGGUCGUGUCGAACAACGCCCGCUUCGGACUCAUGGGUGCUGUUGGUGCCAAGGAUGCCAUCAUUCCGGACGGUGCUGCCACUCAAUAUGACACCGGUUCGCCCAUGGCGAGUACCCCUUACAUGGCCGAUGGCGACCCAGAUGCAAGCUUCUCUCCCAUCCGUCAGGUUGGUGCCGAUACUUCUGGAGCCAUCACCGAUUACCAGCCUUUGCUCGGUGGAUACAGCCCGGCGGCUCGCAGUCCUGGCUACUCUCCCAGCAGCCCUUUCAAUGCCAGCCCUACGUCGCCUGUCUACUCGCCUUCGUCGAGUUACUCUCCCACGUCUCCUGGCAUUGGCAUGACAAGCCCCCGCUUCGUCACCUCGCCUGGCUUCUCGCCUGCUAGCCCAUCGUUUGCUCCUACCUCUCCGGCUUACUCGCCGACGUCGCCUGCCUAUGGCCAAGCGUCUCCGACGUCCCCGUCGUACUCGCCCACUUCACCUGGGUUCUCGCCGACGUCGCCCAACUACAGCCCCACGUCGCCCAGCUUCAGUCCGGCCUCGCCUGCGUUUAGUCCUACUUCGCCCAGCUACAGCCCCACCAGUCCUGCGAUUGGUGGUGCCGGCCGGCACCUGUCUCCUACCUCCCCAACUUCUCCCAAGUACACUCCCACCUCUCCUGGCUGGUCGCCCACGAGCCCUCAGUCUUACUCGCCGACCUCUCCCAACUUCGCUGGCUCCCCGACGUCUCCCGGUUACAGCCCGACCUCGCCGGCUUACAGCCCUACGUCGCCUCGCCAGUGA